UCAUUACACUUAUAUUUUCAUCAUGUUCUAUUAAUAAGACCCACUCUGUUAUUUUCAGACUGGAAUAUGGACAGACCUGUGCCACAUUGCAGACAGUUACACGAAAUUAUUACGACUAUGUCUAAGCAUGUCAAAAUCAUACUACGGUACAGAGUUGAAAAGACUUAGAGAGGACAAAAAGAUCAAGGCUAAAGAAUUUAAGGAGGCCUCUGGGAAGAGAUCAGUUCAAAGCUUGCUUGUGAAAACGGAGACGCUUGGCAACAUGCCAUGCGAGGCACAGGAUAAGGUCUUGCAGUGUGCCUUGGUCACAUAUGACUUAAUGGAAAGCCUUGUGAUCCAUAUAGAGGAAAUCAUUGAGGACAGUCAAAAAUGAAAUGGGGACUAUUGCUGCUUUCUGAACUGAAUAAUGUAUUUAUUAAUUGAUUUACCUUCUCUGUAGCAUGACACAUUUGUAAUGAUAAAGAGCAAUGUGAGAGCUACAAUAUCAAUAUUUUCAAUACUAUUCUGUAUUCUGACU
This is a messenger RNA of Sinocyclocheilus grahami, 517 nucleotides long. Its product is annotated as glomulin-like. The record is from RefSeq and is a predicted model, not a curated record. The coding region runs from base 128 to 373 and encodes 81 amino acids. The transcript has 3 exons. Lineage: Eukaryota; Metazoa; Chordata; Actinopteri; Cypriniformes; Cyprinidae.